This is a messenger RNA of Symbiodinium sp. CCMP2456, 1775 nucleotides long. The record is from the annotation of a GenBank genome assembly. Lineage: Eukaryota; Dinophyceae; Suessiales; Symbiodiniaceae.
GACUCGGAUGCUUCCUCUGAGGAGUUGCCUGCGAGCUUCGAUCUUUCCUCUUUGCGUCUUGUGGCACCUGCAGGCAACCUUCCUCGCGUGGACCAGGCUUCCGAUGCGGAGAAGUUUGCGGUGCGUGUACUGGGAAAGGGGAGAAUCACGCUGGGAGAGUUUGAUAUGCUGUGUGGUUUGCUUCCUUCGGAUCCCGAGUCGCGGGCUACGUCGGGAGAUUUCACUUCGAAGACUUUCAUGAGUGGCAUGUACCAACAUGGGGGAGUCAUCGGUCUUCGCACACAUAUGACAAGCCACCCUUGGACCACUGCAGUCCUGUGUGCCAUUCUCAGGGCUGCUUUCCCGGUGCAGCCGUUCACUUCAGUGGUGGUGUCGAGGAACCGUCAGAUCGUCCCCCACCGUGACAGUCAGAAUGGCGACUACACCUGGAAUCUUUUGGUCCCAGAGCCGAUGGAGUACGAGGGUGAAACGCGCUGGGGAAAGAUCCUACCGGUGGCCACGGGCCCUCAACUACUCGACCCUCGACGUCUUCAUGCAACCAUGGACUGGAAGGGUGUGCGCACAGUUGUCAUCGGGUUCUCGAUCCGGGACCCCGAGAAGGCGAGCCGCCAAGUUAAGGCAUCUUGGAAAAGGGUUUCAGGUUUGCAGGAUACCACCCAGACCGACGAGGCCGUGGCGCGAGGACGGGGAUCCACAGUUCGUCUGCAAGAGCGGGGUGCUGGGGAGGAAGGCGACACUUUUCACGGACACUUGGUGCAGGCGCGCAAAGAUAACUUUGGGGAUCCCAUCACGGUCCAGUGGCGUGGCAAGGUGCACUCUUUCGUGGAUGGUUGCGGACUCAACAGCCCUGGCCGUUGGCGGCCGGCCGCCCGUGGUAGAGGGUUCCCUCAGGACACCGAGGCCUUUGUUCAGUCAUUGAGGAAUCUUCUGGAUGGGUUCAUACGUUCCGAAAUUGGCGAUGUACGGCGGGCCUACUUCAUGCUGGCAUUGGGCAAAUAUGAGGAAGCGCCGUUCUCCGAGCAGGCCAUGGACCGUCUGCGCUCAUCGUGGUUUGCACUCCUGGAGGACCCUGCUUCAGCUGCACAUCGGGAGCCGGGCCAGCCUUUCUUCCUGGAGGCCCUCUCCCAGACAUGUCGGGCUAUGGGGGACGAAGACUGGGAGGUUCUCACUCGAGCGGAAGAUAACUACGCUCGCGGUCGCCGUCUCGGUGUGGGGCGUCCCUUCGAGCGGGUGGUAGCUGUCUUCAGGCCAAAGGGGAAGUGGCGAGAGUACGAUGAGUCCGAGUUCCAGGCCAUGAAUGAGAACUACGCUUCAGCAAAGGCGGUCCCUGAGCAGUUGGAGAAGCAGUUCGAGGAGGAAGAGGCACUUGGGUUCAUGUACCCCUUGUCGGAGAAAGAGGCACGGCGCCGCUUCGGGGAUACCUUAAGGGUUGCUAGUCUUGGUGCAAUCAUCAAGGAUGAUGGCACUGUGAGGGCACUCUUUGAUGGAACACAUUCGGUGAAGCUCAAUAACUUGAUCACGAUCGCAGACAAGCUAGAGUUUCCCACGCCGUCGAAUGCAGCGAGGGCAACGGAGAUCCAGCAGGAGGACGGCAACCAUCUCCUCGUGGGGAUCGCUGCUGACAUUGCUAAGGCACAUAGGCUGGUUUAUGCUGGGCAAGUCCUGUACUGGCUGCGGCCUUUUAUGGGCCCCUUGCAUCGCUGGAAAGCGGCCAUCGCCCCGGGGACGGUGGCCCUGGUCCCUCGUAUGGUGAUGGUGGUCCUUCGCUACAUCUU